AUGCCUGCUUCGGUGUUCCUCCUUGGUCCCGGCUUUGUAGGCGGAGAAAUCAUUGACUUUCUUCUCAUAUCGAACUACAACGUAACAACACUUGUCCGUCACGAAUCAGCCGUGGCAGAUUACGCCAAUUUAGGCGUCAAAACCGUCGUGGGCAAUCUGGACGACACAUCAGUGAUCAAGGAUCAGGUCGCAGUUAAUGACAUUGUCUUCUACAUCGCGACUGCAGAUCACUUGUCAUCUGUCCAAGCAAUAAUCGAUGGCAUCAGACAACGAGCGGCGCAAGGGCUGCAAACAAUAUACAUCCACAACAGUGGAGCAACUUUGCUUUCCGAUAACGCCCAAGGAGAGUAUAGAAGUGAUAUCGUCUUUGACGAUGAGCAACCCGACGAAAUCCACGCCCUCCCCGAUUCUGCACCGCAUCGCCUAAUCAAUCUAGUCAUCGUCGGAGCAGCCCAAGAAUUAGCCUCCUACGCCAAAAUAGCCAUCAUGAUUCCGCCCCUUAUCUACGGCAUGACUAGUAGGGAACACCGCCUGUCGAUUCAAUUGCCGACGCUCAUCCGGUAUUCUAUCAAACAUGGCUAUGCGGGUCAGAUCGGGAAAGGUCUCGCAGUUUGGAGCCAGAUUCAUGUCAGAGACCUUGCCAGAGGAUAUAUGAUUCUUCUUCAUUGGAUAGAGAGUGCACCCAUUGCUGAGAUUGCGCUGAAUCCGUACUUCUUUUGUGAGAACGGUCAAGAGUUGUCUUGGGGUGAAUGCGCCGCUGCGAUUGGCCAUACACUCAGGAAGACAGGGUGCAUUACUAAAUCUACGCCAAAGCCCAUUCCGAAGGAAAACUGGGAUGAUUUGUUCGGGGAAUAUUCUGGGAUGGUACUGGGAUCAAAUGCACGAAUUAGGGCGAAUCGACUUCGGAAAUUGGGCUGGACACCCUUGGAGACGGACACCUUUGCCUCCUUGGCUGAAGAUGAGAUUCCAAUUAUCGCGAAGGAGACCGGGGAGUUCACAGGGUAUGCGAGCGUUGUUGUGUCGUAA
Messenger RNA from Penicillium roqueforti, 1026 nucleotides. RefSeq lists its product as uncharacterized. The record is from RefSeq and is a predicted model, not a curated record. The transcript has a single exon. NCBI's taxonomy places the organism in Eukaryota, Fungi, Ascomycota, Eurotiomycetes, Eurotiales, Aspergillaceae. Bases 1 to 1026 code for a protein of 341 amino acids.